GACAGACGGCUGGAUCGGGCCCGCCCAAACGCGCGAGAAGUCACGCUCGGGUCUGGCUGGAAGGCUGCCCGGCAGCGCCGCUGGGAUGGGACGCGGCCCGGCUGUGCGGAGGCGCGCAUGAUGGAGCGGCGGCCAUGGCCCGAGCAGCGGCGGCGGCGGUGGCGGGAUCGGCCGGCGGCGGCGUCGGGGCCCCGGGAGCGGCGCGGGCGUCGAGGGGCGCUGCGGAGGAGGCGGCGGCGGCGGCGGCGGGAGUCGGCGUCGGGGGGGAGCCGGGGGAGCUGUCCGUGGCGGAGGUGCUGAAGGCCUACGAGCAGCCCGUGAACGAGGAGCAGGCGUGGGCCGUGUGCUUCCAGUGCUGCCGGGGGCUGCGGGGCGCCGAGAAGGGCUGGGGGCCGGCCGGACGCAUCCGCGACACCGCCGACCUCCUGCUGCACCGCGACGGCUCCGUCUCGGCCCGCGGAGAGUACGGCGUCGCAGAGCUCCCGCUGACCUUGACGCCCUCGGCUGAAGCGCAGAUGGUGCAGUCUUUGGGCUUCGCUAUCUACCGGGCCCUGGAUUGGGGCCUGGAUGAGAACGAGGAGCGAGAGCUGAGUCCGCAGCUGGAGCACCUCAUCGACCUGAUGGCCAACAGCGACUCUGAAGACAGCGGCUGCGGCACGGCAGACGAGGGCUACGAGGGGCAGGAGGAAGAGGAAGAGGGAGUGGAGGCGGGCACCCUGCGAGCGGUGCGAACCUUCAGCCAAGCCAUGCGGCUCUGCGCGGCCCGCCUCACCCACCCCCAGGAGGCCCAAGCCCACUACCAGGCUGUCUGCCGAGCCCUCUUCCUGGAGACUGUCGAGCUGAAGGCUUUUCUGGCAAAGAUCCGCGAUGCCAAGGAGAUGCUGACAAAGCUGAAGGAGGAGGAAGAUGAACAGCAGUCGGCAGCAGAUCUGGACAGCCUGAGGAACACAGACUGGGCUCGGCUGUGGGUGCAGCUGAUGAGGGAGCUCCGGCACGGGGUCAAGCUGAAGAAGGUCGAGGAGAAACAGUUCAACCCCCUCCCCACCGAGUACCAGCUGACCCCCUUUGAGAUGCUCAUGCAGGACAUCCGGGCUCGCAACUACAAGCUCCGCAAGGUCAUGGUGGAUGGUGACAUCCCUCCCAGAGUGAAGAAGAAUGCUCACGAGCUCAUCCUGGACUUCAUUCGGUCCCGCCCUCCCCUGAGACAGGCGUCUGAAAGGAGGCUGCGCCCGAUUCCCCAGAAGCAGCGAACGCUCCACGAGAAGAUUUUGGAGGAGAUCAAGCAAGAGAGGAAGCUUCGCCCUGUGGAGUCCCAGAAGGGAUUCGGUUCCCUGCCCUGCCUUCUGAACGCCUGCUCCAGCAAUGGCAAGUCCACCUCCUGCAUCAACCUUUCUGUCUCCGACUCCAGCGGGCUUCCCCAGCGCCAGAGGCCGAGGGUCUUGCUGAAGGCCCCCACGCUGGCUGAGAUGGAGGAGAUGAACAUUUCGGAAGAGGAAGACUCUCCCAGCAUGGAAGCGAUGGAGGACCCUGGCACCCUGAUGCCCCUGAAGCGGGACCGCUCCUUCUCAGAGCAGGACUUAGCUCAGUUUCAGAGCGAUGGUGGCGGCGGCGGCAGCGGCAGCGGCAGCAACCAGCCAGGCUUGGAGGACUGCCUGGGAGGCAGUGGGUCUGAGCCGAGGCCCCGCUCAGGUACCUCCAGCCUUGCAUGGACCAGCAUGGAAAAGGAGGGCUCCGUUCCCGCCAGCUACCAUCAGGGCCCUUACGGCAGCUCCAGUCCCACGUUCUCUGGCCAGAGCGUCCUCAGUGCCGUGGAGGAGAACUCGGAAGCCAGCUGUGGCCACACUUCAGAGGUCACCAUGAAGCAACUGUGGCUGCAGGAGUUCAGCCACCCGGUGGAGAGUCUGGCGCUCACCGUGGAUGAGAUGAUCAACGUGCGCCGGGUGCUGGUGAAGGCCGAGAUGGAGAAAAUCCAGCACAGCAGGGAGCUCCACAGCAGCCUGAAGAAAGGGAAGAUCUGCUGUUGCUGCAGGACCAAGUUUGCUCUCUUCUCCUGGCCCCCCACCUGCCUCUUCUGUAAAAGGUCCGUCUGCAGCUCUUGCAGCCUGAAGAUUAAGAUGCCUUCAAAGAAGUUGGCCCACAUCCCGGUCUUUGCCUUGGGCUUUGAAACCUUGCCGGGCUCCUUAGGCCCCAAGGCGCCCCCGCAACGGAGUAGGGAGGCGUUCUGCUCCUUGCAGGGCCCGCGCUGGCGCAGCGUGGAGGAGGAGUUCCCCAUCAUCUAUGCGCACGGCUCCGUGCUGAAGGACGUGUGCAUCGACUGCUCUGGCUUUGUCACCGACGUGGUCAGCUCCAGCCGCAAGAGCAUGGACAUCCUGAACAAAACGCCAGGCCGGAGCCGCAAGACUCAGUCCCUCUACAUCCCGUCCAGCUAGUCAGCUGGGCUCCUGGAAUACACACUCCACCGCUGUGCCCCCCACCCCCCCGACGCUGCCCCUGGCUGGGUCUGGCCCUAUUUCGGGGUUUGUGGGGCACCACUUGAGGAGGAAGUUCUCUCUUUGGCUGAGGACUCGUCCUUCGGGCUUCUGGAUUCGCUCCCUGCCCUGCUUUGUGUCUGCUCAGCUGUCUCCCUCGCCCCUUCAUGAGCAUCUGCUGCCUGAGCGUGUACAGAGAGACACACGUCUUUGGGGCCUUCUUGGGCUGUCUUUGCUGUGGGGCCAGUUGGCCAGCCUGCCUGUAAGGAAAGGCUUGGCUGAGCAGCCAGUCUCCCGUCCCUUGUGGCAAGGGGCAGCCGUUGCUGGGGCUACUUCCAGCCACCCUGACCCAUGGGAUUGGCUUCUCCAGGAGGGGGCUCUCCCUCAGGGCCAGUGCUUGCUGGGGACGGCCCGCUGGGUGAGAUGGGCUGGCCUCGUUGCAGAGAGCAGUGGGUUCGGCUGCCCGCCUGUCUCCUGGAACCGACCUCUCUCCUGCCUCCGCAUCCCUCCUGCAGUGUCUCGAUUCCUCCAUCUUUCUUUUUCGCAGCCCCAGAAAGGAGGAGGAGUUUUUAAGACGCAGCUUCUGGCCAACCCUGUCUGCUCUCUUUGUCCUGUUUAUUUUUGAGAUGAUGCCAAGGCUGGGGCUCCUCCCCGCCCCCCCCCCCUCAUGUUCUUCUUGAUGCAGCUCAUAAUAAAAUUCAUGUUUUUUGUAAGCGUUCAGAGAGCCUUUCUGGCCUGGGUGAGGACGUGGGGCAGGGGAGCGAGUGGGCAGGCAGUCAGGUGCCAGAGCCACCCCCGGGAGUUGCCCACACGCCAGGCCUGGUGUCUGCAGAAAGCCAGUGCUCGGCAGCAGGCACGGUCCUUGCGGGGUGAAGGCCAGCCCUGCGCAGCUUCCCCUGCUUUCCUCAUUCACAGUCUGGGGACAAGAAGCCGGGAGGGGCUGGCUCGCUUCAAGUGCCGAAGUGGUGUCAGGGCCUGGAUCUGUCUUUUAGUGUUGGGCCCUUUUGUGCCAGACAUGAGGCUGCUUCUUCCUGACCCGUUUGGUGGGUGAAGGGGAGCGGGGCUGCCAAUGUGCUUUCUGGCAGUGGCUGGCAUACAGAGGCAUCUGGGACACUGCCACACUCGUCUCUCUCCCCUGGCAGCCUCCCGUCUUCCAGAAGUGCCCCAGAGAGGCCAUUUCAAAGCUGAGCACAGCAACAGCGCCAAGUUAGCACCCCUCAACUUUCCAGGCUCCUCUUUGCUGGAAAACCAGAUCAUGUGACUCCAGCCUUCUUCCCGCCUGUGUGGGGGGAGGACUGUGAGUGGAGCUGCUCAACAGGUCAGAAGAGCAGCCGCCAGGGAACUGGUUGUGGGAGUGAUAGUUUGGAAAGGGCAGUUGCUCCCCCAGUGACCCAGAUGCCCCUUCUGCAGCCCAAGAUUUGGGUCUUUGGAUGCCACACUUUGUGAUAGCUCUGAGGGGACUCAGCAGUGUCAUCUGGGGACAACAGCCAGGCAGGCCCUCGUCUUCCUGCCCGGUGGGGUUGGAGCCACAGCCAACCACUGGUGCAAACAGAACUGCAUUGCUGCAUCGGAAAAGGUGCUCUCUGCCCCCAAUGACCAUUAUGCACGCAAGCUACUGUGCGCUGACGCUCACACUCCCCACCCUGGGGGAAUCAACCGCAGACGUCUGCAGAUUGGAGGCCUCAGCAUUUGCUUUGCUGCUGGGCUGGCAAGCUGCACAUUAUGGUAGCCCAGCCUAUACCUGCCAGGGGUGCCGAUGACUAGCUGCGCUGCCCUUCCCUUGAGCACAACAUGGGUGCUUGUGCAUUUGCAAAACAGAAAGUAGAAGAACGCUACUGAGGCGGAGCAGGCGGGAGUGGGGCUCGGUCAGUUCGAGGGGCGGAACCUGCAGGCUCUGGACGAGGCCAGCUACUCCUCCUGUCUGCUGUCGCUGCUGCAUCUGGUGCCUGCCUUGCUUUGUGUGCCAAUCUGCUUGUGUGCCUCGGAUGCGUUGCGCUGCAGUCUCUGGCCUCUGCAUCUCCUUCACCACCCUCUGUGUUUGCAACAGUUCACUGCGUUUUACAUCAGAGUGCGAGAGAGACGGGCUCUCCCUCCCCCUGCCCCCCCCCCCCAGCACUUCUGGCUGAUGUUUUCUGCGCAGCCUCAACUGUACAGAACUGUGAAUAAAAUAUAUAA
Molecule: messenger RNA, 4643 nt
Organism: Sphaerodactylus townsendi
Lineage: Eukaryota; Metazoa; Chordata; Lepidosauria; Squamata; Sphaerodactylidae
Gene: SPIRE2
Product: spire type actin nucleation factor 2
Exons: 16
Coding region: 135-2429 (764 amino acids)
Biological process (GO): actin filament network formation; cleavage furrow formation; Golgi vesicle transport
Cellular component (GO): cytoplasmic vesicle membrane; cell cortex
Molecular function (GO): actin binding
Source: RefSeq, a predicted model, not a curated record